UGGCACCGGCGCGGCUACGCGCAACCCCUGGAGCUGCGUAGGGGGGGAGAGUGGUCGUGCUGCGCCGGCGCCCCCAUAGGCCGAUAUUCCGGCGCCUGCGUGCCUCUGCAUCUCGCGAUAGCCUCAGUCGUCGCUGGGCAGUCGUCACCAGGAUGUAGUCAGGACGGGGCAGAACAGCAGCUCGCGAGAAUGGCGAUGAAUGGCUCACCUCAGCGACAGGAACAGCAGCAGCAGCAGCAACAACAACAGCAACAACAGCAGCAGCAGCAGCAGCAGCAGCAGCAACAGUCGAAUGACGAGUCCGUGGCGUCGACCAGCUCGGCGAGGAACAGUCUGGGCAUCGAGCUCAGCGACGACGAGGAGUGGAACAGCCUCGUCGAAAGGGCUGUUCUCGAGCGAAGCAAGCCGGACCGGCGCGGCGACGACCAGCGCAGGAGGCGCACCAUCAUCGUCGAGAAGAAGAACGGCACGUACGGGUUCACGCUGCAGAGCUACGGCAUCCACUACAAGCGCGAGCAGGAGAUCGAGAUGCUCACCUACGUGGACUACGUGGAGUACGACGGGCCGGCGUUCAAGGCGGGCAUGCGGGAGGGCGACGUGAUCGUCUCGAUCAACGGGCAGGACAUGGAGAGCGCCGACCACAAGAGCCUGGUGAACUUCAUCAAGAAUUGCGACGCCAGGAUGCGCAUGGUGGUCUGCUUCAAGGACUGCGUCAGGAAGGUCGAGCUGCACAUGCGCUACAUCGAGCUGCAGCGCGCGCUGCAGAGCCGCCUGGCCGAGCUGGAGCGGCUGUGCGAACGCGAGCGCUCGGUGCUGAUGGGCCGCUGGAAGACGCACUCGCUGCCGGCGAGGAAGCGCCACCCCAGCGCCCAGGUGGAGACGCUCGUCGAGCCGAUCGCCUCGGCGAGCAGCCUGGGCCCAUCGGCGGGGGCGCAGUCGUGCUGUCGGCCCGCCUCCUCCACCGAGCAUCUGCUGCUGUACAGCGUGUACGCCGAUGGCCGCUCGUACUUCAUUCCGCGGAACACCGCCUGCCUGGUGGCGAUAGGACCACCGCGCUCGCGCAGCGACCAUCACCACUUCUUGUCCAACGCUUCGGUGGAGUCGGCGGCGACGGCCGGCUCCACGGCCACGUCCACCUCCUCGAGGCACAGCUACCACCAAGCUAACGGCCUGUGCAACAGCACACCAUCCAAGAGCAAAGACAGAGCGUCGUCGCACGCCAAUGCCAAGUCCGCUCAGCAGUCGCAGUGUAAAAAUCAGCAGCAGCAGCAGUCGGAGAAUAGAAUUCUGUACCCGAGCGCUCGGAAUCUGUGCGUGGCAUGUAUAUCAAGUGCAAGACGACGCGAGAGGCCAAACGAUAACGGCAGCCUGGACGCUUACGAUUUGGCAGGAAGUCCGUGCUGCGAUCCGAACUGCGUGCCAACACGACGGAGACGAGACAAGCAUCGGAGGUCGAGACACGAGCAGGGCUCCCAGACACAUCAGCAUCAAGUAUGGCAUCGCCAUCUGCAGCAGCAGCAGCAGCAGCAGCAGCAGCAGCAGCAGCAACAGCAGCAACAGCAGCAACAGCAGCAACAGCAGCAACAGCGCGAGCAACAGCACAGCCAAUGCACGCGAGCAUCGGGUCACAGCUUGCAUUCACUGGCGAGCAGCGAAAUGUCGUCAACUGGUGGCGAUCAAACGGUCGCCUCGUGUUCCACCUCGUUGAGCACCGACACUCUCUACUGGGACCCGAACGUCCAGCAUCGACCACCGCCUUGCUUGCAGUACGCCAAGCCCAAGUCCUGGGAUAAUCUCACCACCAAAGCCUUCGGUGGCUACGGCUUCGGCUACGGCUACCUCGACACCGCCAAAAGUACUCAUAGUGCCGAACGACCCGCCAAAACUGGGAAUUCCCAUCAUCGGGCGAAAACGUCGACGUCCCAGUCGUCUCAGCGUCGCUCCACGGGCACGCAAAUUUACUCGAGCCGCAGCCACUUCCAACCGACGAAAUCCACGGAAAGCCUACUAAUUACAACGACAACGACAGCGAUAUACCCCGGGGAAUUGGACGCGACGUUAAGCUGCGAAUGCCUCGAUGGACCAAAUCCUCGUUUCGUCACGGUCCAAAUGGAGAAGCAGCACAAGAGCAGUGGACAUCAUCGCAGGUCCAGCUCGACAAAGCAGCGUAACUCGGUCAACGGAUCCGAGAUCACUAGGCUGUGAACUUGACCUUUUCUUUUUCACCAUUAAUGUUAUUUCGUUUUUUCUGUACUGCCAAUUUUUAUUGUACAUUGUACAUUGUAUAACGCCUAUUCGUACGUAUCUAUUGGAAUAAAAUGCUUUACAGA
This is a messenger RNA of Phymastichus coffea, 2330 nucleotides long. RefSeq names its product PH and SEC7 domain-containing protein-like. The transcript is spliced from 8 exons. The coding region runs from base 190 to 2205 and encodes 671 amino acids. Gene Ontology annotation, molecular function: protein binding. Lineage: Eukaryota; Metazoa; Arthropoda; Insecta; Hymenoptera; Eulophidae. The record is from RefSeq and is a predicted model, not a curated record.